GUGGCCAGCGGCGGGGCGCGGGAGGCGGCGGCGGCGGCACCGGGGCCGCACCGGACCCGAACCGGGGCCGGGCCCGAACCGGGGCCGGGCCGCUCGGAACCAGGGUCGCUGCGGGCCCCGGGGGUGGCUCCGAUACCUGCGGGUACCGUGAGACCACCCGGGCGGCACGGCUGAGGUGCCUGCGGGGGCUCCGCUGCCGGUUACCGUGCCCGGGGCCUGCACCGGCGGGCCCGGAGCCGAGCCCUCCGUGAGGGGAGGUAACGGCCCGGUAAGGAGGCGGCGAUGGCGGGCUCCGUGCACAGCCUGAGCGGCCUGCAGAAAACCGCCCUGCUCCUGGGCGUCCCGGCCGCCGCCACCGUGCUCUACAUCCUGUACCGGCGCUACCGGGAGAGCCGAGAGGCGCAGGUGACCUUGGUGGCAGAUGAGGGGCUGGAGGUGGCGGUGAGGGUUCCCCGCACGGCGCUGAAAUCGCUGAUCGGCCGCCGAGGAGCCACCAUCAACCAGCUGAGGCAGGAGACGGGAGCCCAGAUCGAUGUGGAGGAGGAGGAGGAGGAGGAAGGGGGCCAGUCCCUGGUGCAGAUCUCGGGCUCCCCGGGCCAGGUGUGCCGGGCCAGGGCGGCCGUGCUGCGAAUCGUGGCCGACAGCGCGCCCGUGGCCGAGCAGCUGCGCGUGCCCCAGCACGCCGUGGGCAGGAUCAUCGGCCGUGGUGGGGAGACGGUGCGGGGGAUCUGCCGGAGCUCGGGGGCUCGCGUGGAGUGUGGCCAGGAGCCCGGGGCCAGCCUGGCCCCGCUGCGCUGCAUCCGCCUGCUGGGCACCCGCAAGGAGGUGGAGGUGGCCAAGAGGCUGAUCCUGGAGAAGCUGUCGGAGGAGCAGGCGUUCCGCUCGGAGCUGGCGCAGGCGGCGGCCGCUCGCUGCCCGCGGAAGCAGCCCCUGGGCAGCCGCCGGGAGCCACCGGGGCCACUCCCGGCUGUUCCCACCGGCCCCGGGGGCUGCCAGGAGCACUGGGACACCGAGAGGGCAACGGAGACACCGGGCUGGGGCACGGAAACACCGAACCGGGGCAUGGAAACACUGGGCCAGGGCAUGGAGACACCGAGCCAGGGCACGGAAACACCGAACCGGGGCACGGAGACACCGAGCCAGGGCCUGGAAACACCAAGCCAGGGCACGGAGACACCGAGCCGGGGCACGGAGACACCGAACCAGGGCAUGGAGACACCGAGCCAGGGCCUGGAAACACCGAGCCAGGGCACGGAAACACCAAACCAGGCCCUGAAAACACCGAACCAGGGCACGGAGACACCGAGCCAGGGCACGGAGACACCGGGCCAGGGCACUGGGACACCGAACCGGGGCAUGGAGACACCGAGCCAGGGCCCGGAGCCAGGCACGGAGCCCCAGGAGCCUCCCGUGCCCAAGUUUGAGGUGCCCAGCCCAGAUUUCAGUUUCGCGGCGGAUGAACACCUGCACGUUUACGUGUCGGCUGCCGAGAGCCCCGGGCACUUCUGGAUCCAACUGCUGGGGACGCGCAGCCUGCAGCUGGACAAACUGACAGCCGAGAUGGGGCACUUCUACCAGAGCAGCCCCGCCGUGCCACCCCCGUCCGUGCACCCCGGUGACAUCGUGGCCGCUCCGUACCUGGAGGAUGGCGAGUGGUACCGGGCGCGUGUCCUGGGGACGCUGGACAACGGCCACCUGGACCUGUACUACGUGGACUUUGGGGACAACGGCGAGGCUCCCCCCGAGGCUCUGCGGGCCCUCAGGAGCGACUUCCUGAGCCUGCCCUUCCAGGCCAUCGAGUGCAGCCUGGCCGGGAUUGUCCCCAACGGUGACACGUGGCAGGAGGCGGCUCUGGACGAGUUUGACCGCCUCACUCACUGUGCGCAGUGGACGCCGCUGGUGGCGCGGAUCUGCAGCUACGGCCAGAGCGGGCUGGGAACACGGCCCAGCGUGCGGCUGUUCACCGAGCACCACGGACAGAGCCUGGAUGUGGGAGCAGAGCUGGUGCGUUUGGGUUACGCCGUUCCCGGUCCCGCCGAGGAGCCCUCGGACGAUCUGGGCUGCGCCUCCCCCCCGAGCCCCGGGGCCGCUCCCGGUGCCCCCGUCCCCCCGCAGCCCCCCCGGUGAGCCCGGGGCGCUCCGGUGACGCCGGUGCCGUUCCCUGCCCCGGGAGACCGGAGCCGGGACCCCCGGACCCCUCCCCGGUGCCACCACCGUGCCCGGUGACAUCCCCACGGCCACCCGAAGCUGCCGGUGCCCGGUGCCACCGGCACGGUGACCGGGAGCUGCUCCCGGUGCCACCCCAUGGAUGUGACCGGGAGCCGUUCCCGGUGCCCCCACCACGUGCAGUCCCCUCUCCGGUGCCCUCCGGGAGGCGGCACCGACGAACCGCGGGGAUCUCCGCUUGUGCCUCUUGUCAGGACGCGACACGCCGGUUCCGAGCGCCGGCGGUGCCCUUUCCGUUACCGGGAGCUCCCGGUUCCCUCGCCUUGUUCGGCUGUUCCGUUGCACUGUUUGUGGUUCUGAGUUAAUAAAGUUGGAGGU
This is a messenger RNA of Poecile atricapillus (Black-capped chickadee), 2544 nucleotides long. RefSeq names its product tudor and KH domain-containing protein-like. Bases 283 to 2127 code for a protein of 614 amino acids. Gene Ontology annotation, molecular function: RNA binding. The transcript is spliced from 11 exons. The record is from RefSeq and is a predicted model, not a curated record. Gene Ontology annotation, biological process: spermatogenesis. Lineage: Eukaryota; Metazoa; Chordata; Aves; Passeriformes; Paridae.